UACUACGAAAUGUCAUAUGGCCUUAAUGUGGAAAUGCACAAACAGACUGAAAUUGCAAAACGCUUAAACGCUAUCAUCGCCCAAGUGCUGCCCUUCCUCGCCCAGGAGCAUCAACAGCAAGUCGCUACGGCUGUGGAACGAGCAAAACAAGUCACAAUGGCUGAACUCAAUUCCAUCAUAGGGCAACAGCAACAACAAGGCCUUCAACAAUUGCUUCAACAAAUUCACGCACAGCAACUGCCACAUGGAGCGCACGGUCCUGGACUCCCAAUGGGUCCUCAUCCGGGUUUACCGGGAAUGGGUCCAGCAGCUGGUCUGCUGGGAUUUGGAGCUGCCGGGCUGGGCGCAGGUGUUCCGGGUGUUCCUGGAGGCCCCCAUCCCUCCUCGGCCGGCGGGGCGCAUCCUCUGCUUAAACCUGCCGAUCUCCAUGCCAGGGAUCCUCAAGAUCUCAAGAGGCCUGGUAGCACUAAUGCUGAAGAAAGACUGAAUUCUGUAUCUCCUGGUGAUAGAGACAAAUACAGAUCGAGAUCUCCACAAGAAGUUGAAUCAGUCAAACGAAGAAAAGAAGAAAAAUUAGGUCACGAAAGCGACGGUGAAAAAAGUGAUCAGGAUUUAGUUGUCGAUGUAGCCAAUGAAGAAGCGUCGUCUCCUCAUACGAAUGGUGAACAUGUAGCUUUAGGAAAUUCAGGGGAAAUUAGAGAAAACGGCAGUACCAACGGUGAUAAAAUAAAAAUUGAACGGCCUCCUAGUAGAAGUGGAUCAUCGUCGUCAAGGAGUACGCCGUCUUUGAAAAGCAAAGAUGAAAAACCUCUCACCCCUGGAUCGAAACCCAGAUCGACCACUCCUAAUUUAGGUGCAGGACCGGCUCCGACGGCGAAGGUGGGUCACGCUGGGCAGUAUCCGCCUUAUCCGAUGGGCGCGGGUAGAGGACCCGAACAUAUGAGCCCUUACAAUAACGUUCAACCUUCUCCCUAUAGCCGGCCACCCAUGUUGGGUUACGACGGCCAUCCUCACACUAGAGCUCCUGGAAUUGCAACGAAUGGUAUGGGAACCAUCCCCGGUGGAAAACCAGCUUACUCAUUCCACAUGAACGGCGAAGGGCAACUUCAACCUGUACCUUUCCCCGCAGAUGCACUUAUAGGGCCGGGAAUCCCUAGACACGCUAGACAAAUUAACACACUCAACCAUGGUGAAGUUGUUUGUGCUGUGACAAUUUCCAACCCUACCAAAUAUGUAUAUACUGGAGGAAAGGGUUGCGUCAAAGUGUGGGAUAUCAGUCAACCAGGAUCCAAGAGCCCCGUAUCGCAGUUGGAUUGUUUAUCCUCGUCUUUUCAGCAACGAGACAAUUACAUCCGCUCCGUCAAACUACUGCCCGACGGUAGGACCCUAAUAGUGGGCGGUGAAGCCAGCAAUCUGUCCAUUUGGGAUCUGGCGAGUCCCACGCCUAGGAUCAAGGCCGAAUUGACCUCGAGCGCCCCAGCUUGUUACGCUCUCGCUAUAAGUCCUGAUUCCAAGGUGUGCUUCAGCUGUUGCUCGGACGGCAACAUAGCCGUGUGGGAUUUGCACAAUCAGACUUUAGUUAGGCAGUUCCAAGGCCACACGGAUGGAGCUUCUUGUAUAGAUAUUUCGUCCGAUGGUACUAAGUUGUGGACUGGAGGGUUAGAUAACACGGUUCGUAGUUGGGAUCUUAGAGAAGGCAAGCAACUCCAACAGCAUGAUUUCAGUUCCCAAAUCUUCUCGUUGGGCUACUGUCCCACAGGUGAAUGGUUAGCAGUAGGUAUGGAGAAUUCCCAUGUGGAAGUGCUUCAUGCUACGAAAACGGACAAAUACCAACUGCACCUUCACGAAAGUUGUGUGCUCAGCCUAAGGUUCGCCACUUGCGGAAAAUGGUUCGUGUCCACCGGAAAGGAUAAUUUGUUGAAUGCCUGGAGAACGCCCUAUGGAGCCAGUAUAUUCCAGUCCAAAGAAUCUUCAAGUGUAUUGAGUUGUGACAUCUCGACAGAUGAUAAAUACAUCGUAACCGGCUCAGGUGACAAGAAGGCCACUGUGUACGAAGUGAUAUACUAA
Messenger RNA from Psylliodes chrysocephalus, 2067 nucleotides. NCBI's taxonomy places the organism in Eukaryota, Metazoa, Arthropoda, Insecta, Coleoptera, Chrysomelidae. The record is from the annotation of a GenBank genome assembly.